AUGGGUAUAGCCAAAGGGACCAGGUUGGCCAUAACAAAGUCUGAGCUUCCGCCCUGUUGCUUGAGAAUACACCCAAACGAUGAUAGGCUAGUUUUGGUUGGUACUUAUAAAUUGGAAGAUUCAGGUUCUCGCCAUGGAAGUGUAGACAUUUUUCAGUUGGAGGAUGAUGGUCAAUUAAUACUUAAAAAUAGUUAUAAAACCGCCAGUGCCGUGCUAGAUCUUAAGUUCGAUCCCUUUGGUUGUGAAAGGCUCGUAACGGCUCAUUCAACUGGCUGUUUGACCGUAUGGAAGUGUAAUGGUGAUGAGCUCGAAGAGGGUCUGAAGCUCCAGCUUUUCGAGGAAGAUAACUUGGUCACCUCGGUUUUUUUCGACCCAAUGCGCCGAGGCAAGGUUCUUGUGACACUAACGAGCGGCGAGGCUGCACUUGUGGACUUGGAAACUUCGUCAAUGGAAAUUUUGGAUCUGACCCACGAUUUGGAAUGUUGGACUGGUUCGUUUGGCGAAAUUGGAGAACUUUCAAAUGUGGUAUUUACGGGUGGAGACGAUGCCAAAGUGAUCUGCCAUGAUACACGUACCAAGUCUUCUAUAUGGAACACUUCAAGAAGGCACCAUGAUGCUGGAGUUGUUUCGAUUUUGUCGCUGGGACCACAAUGGAAUGCUGCGAAUCCACACCAUUUAUUCACCGGUUCGUACGACGAUAAUCUCCGUUUAUUUGAUCUUCGUUUGAUGGAUAAGACUAACCCACUGCUAGUUCCAGGAAUCCCACCUUCACUUAUCGCUCAGGAAAAUUUGGGUGGAGGUGUAUGGCGUCUUUGUCCUGGACCUGAUUCGCAGCUAUUGGUAUGUUGCAUGUAUGAUGGAGCCAGAAUUGUGAAGACUCAAGGUGAAAAGUGGACUGUUUCUUCUACGUUUGUGGACGGGCAUGAAAGCAUAUGUUACGGUGGAGACUGGUCCAAGAGCGACUAUGUUUCCACAUGUUCUUUCUACGACAAGGUUAUACAGGUGUGGGCCCCAUGA
Messenger RNA from Meyerozyma guilliermondii ATCC 6260, 1017 nucleotides. RefSeq names its product diphthamide synthase. NCBI's taxonomy places the organism in Eukaryota, Fungi, Ascomycota, Pichiomycetes, Serinales, Debaryomycetaceae. The transcript has a single exon. Gene Ontology annotation, molecular function: protein binding. The record is from RefSeq and is a predicted model, not a curated record. The coding region runs from base 1 to 1017 and encodes 338 amino acids.